CGGCCUGUGGAGGCGGAGGUGAUGCAUCUCAGCAGCUCCAAGAGCAGAGUCAUGCUGGCUCCCCUGCCGCGAGGUCCUGACACCUGUGAGGUGACAGCCAGAGCCCCGCUCGGCCAGGAGCCCGCCCAGAGAACAGUGCUCAGGGUGCUAACGGAGAAUGGACAGUACGGGAAGACCUGCGGCCAGGGCCUCACGACAGUCAGGUGCUUCUCGGGAGCAGAGAAUGUCUGCCCUCCAGCUGGAAAGAAGGUGGCCUCCCACUGCGGGGUGCACGUGCCGGCCAAGCAGGGCUUCGACAUCUACAUGGAUGAGCCCGAGCAGGGCGGGGACAGCUGCGCCGGGAAAGACAGGAUGGCAUUUGAGGACGUGUAUGAAGUGGACACCAGCACCCUCAAGUCAGACCUGCACUUCCUGCUGGAUUUUAGCGCAGUGUCCCCUAUGCUGGUAGACUCAUCUCUUCACUCCCAGUCUGAAGAUGCGCCCGAUGUUGGCACAGACAUGAUCAAUGUGACCGAGUACGCUGAAGAAAUUCAUCAGUACCUCAGAGAGGCGGAAGUGCGACACCGGCCCAAGGCGCACUACAUGAGGAAGCAGCCGGACAUCACGGACGGCAUGCGGAGGAUCCUGGUGGACUGGCUGGUGGAGGUGGGCGAGGAGUACCAGCUGCGGGCGGAGACGCUCUACCUGGCCGUCAACUUCCUGGACAGGUUCCUGUCGUGCAUGUCGGUGCUGCGCGGGAAACUGCAGCUGGUGGGGACGGCGGCCAUCCUGCUGGCUUCGAAAUAUGAAGAAAUCUAUCCACCCGAAGUGGACGAGUUUGUCUACAUCACUGAUGAUACUUACACCAAACGACAGCUGUUAAGAAUGGAGCACCUACUCCUGAAAGUCCUGGCUUUCGACCUGACGGUGCCGACCACCAAUCAGUUUCUCCUUCAGUACAUAAGGAGACAAGGAGUGUGCGUCAGAACGGAGAACCUGGCCAAGUACGUAGCAGAGCUGAGUCUACUGGAAGCUGAUCCGUUCCUGAGAUACCUCCCUUCACUGAUAGCUGCAGCCGCUUACUGCCUGGCCAACUACACUGUGAACAGGCACUUCUGGCCGGACACCCUGGCGGCCUUCACAGGCUACACGCUGCGCGAGAUCGCCCCCUGCCUGCGCGCGCUGCACCAGGCCUGCCUCGCCGAGCCCCGGCGUCCGCAGCAGGCCGUCCGGGAGAAGUACAAGACUUCCAAGUACAUGCACGUGUCUCUCAUGGAGCCGCCGGCCGUCCUUCCUCUGCAGUGA
Messenger RNA from Molossus molossus (Pallas's mastiff bat), 1284 nucleotides. RefSeq names its product cyclin A1 (gene CCNA1). The transcript has 8 exons. Bases 22 to 1284 code for a protein of 420 amino acids. Gene Ontology annotation, cellular component: cytoplasm; nucleus; cyclin A2-CDK2 complex. Gene Ontology annotation, biological process: mitotic cell cycle phase transition; regulation of cyclin-dependent protein serine/threonine kinase activity. NCBI's taxonomy places the organism in Eukaryota, Metazoa, Chordata, Mammalia, Chiroptera, Molossidae. The record is from RefSeq and is a predicted model, not a curated record. Gene Ontology annotation, molecular function: cyclin-dependent protein serine/threonine kinase regulator activity.